Blepharisma stoltei is the source of this 984-nucleotide messenger RNA. Lineage: Eukaryota; Ciliophora; Heterotrichea; Heterotrichida; Blepharismidae. The record is from the annotation of a GenBank genome assembly.
AUGGCAGAACUAAGGGUUGGUGGAAAAUAUAUUUUAGGUCGAAAAAUAGGGAAAGGGUCAUUUGGCGAUAUUUAUUUAGGAUGCAAUACCCAAACUCAUGAGGAAGUCGCAAUUAAAUUAGAAAACAUUCGAUCAAGGCAUCCUCAGCUCUUAUUUGAAUCAAAAAUAUACAGAAUAUUGCAAGGAGGAAUAGGCAUUCCAACAAUCUAUUGGUUUGGGAUUGAAGGCGAAUACAACGUAUUGGUGAUGGAUCUUUUGGGACCUUCACUAGAAGAUCUUUUUUCCUUCUGCAAUCGAAGAUUUUCGCUCAAAACAGUCUUAAUUUUAGCUGAGCAAAUGAUAUCUCGAAUUGAGUUUGUCCAUGCGAAAAAUUUUUUACAUCGAGAUAUCAAGCCAGAUAAUUUUUUGAUUGGGCUCGGAAGAAAAGCUAAUCAAGCUUAUUUGAUUGAUUUUGGAUUAGCUAAGAGAUAUCGAGAUCCUCGGACACAGCAGCAUAUUCCAUAUAAAGAAGGAAAAAAUCUUACAGGUACUGCAAGGUACGCAUCUUUAAAUACUCAUCUUGGUAUUGAACAAUCAAGAAGAGAUGAUUUAGAAGGAUUAGGAUACGUUUUUGUUUAUUUUUUACAAGGAACUCUGCCUUGGCAAGGCCUUCAAGCUUUAACAAAAAAAGAAAAAUACGAAAAAAUAAUGAUAAGUAAAAUGUCGACAAGCAUUGAAACUAUGUGUAAAGGGCUGCCUAACGAGUUUUUUAUUUUUUUGAAUUACUGUCGUGGGCUAAGAUUUGAAGAUAGGCCAGACUACUCAUAUUUAAAGCACUUGUUUAAAGAAUUAUCAUUAAAAGAAAGCUAUCAGAAUGAUUUUAUUUUUGAUUGGACUAUAUUAAAUUCCGCAAAAAAUAUAGUGAAAGAAGAAGAAAAGAAAAAAAUUAGCGAGAUAGAAAAAAAAUCAAACGGUAUAAAUUGGCGGAUAACCCAAGCUUCUUAA